GGUUCACUUGACUGGAAGUUUUGAAAUUUUGGAGCAAAACAAAUUAUUUAUUUUUUUUUCGUGUUCCAAGUUCGAAGAGUAUUUUCUUGUCCUAAAAAAAAAGAAAAGAAAAGAAAAGAGAGAGAGAGAGAGAGAGAGAGAGAGAGAGAGAGAGAGGAAACAAACGAUUAAUAAUUUCAAUUACAGUGUACCGGAAGAAAAAGACUUUCGUGAUAAACAAUUAUGACGAUUAGCACAAUCAAGUGAUCUCUUAAUAAAUUAUUUCCUUAUCGUCUAUAUAAUUGUCCAAAAUAUUUAUAUCGUUGUAAAGUGAGAAAAAUGAAGAAUCGCUUAAGACUUUUCAUCAUUUUCUACGUGUUUCUUGGAAUUUCUACUGAGAAAUCAAUUGAUUAUGCAGAUACUGUGAUUCCGAGUUAUCGGACCAGAAGUUUACCAGAUAUCGUGGAGAAUCCGCAUACAAAUUGGACGACUUUAACCGAGGCUUUGGAUAUUUUCAGUGGUCGUAAUCUCGUAAAAAACUGGGUUGAAGGAAGAUAUCCGGUUGGUGAACAAUGUAGCAAAGAUAUAAGCAGGUAUAUCGAGGGUUUGAAGAGACAGGAAUUAUGGGCACUCAAGGUCGACGAUGCCUCGGGUAGAUACACUAAUGGCUUCUUCUGGGGUAAUUCAUACUUCACUGGAUCAGCGACUGAAUGUCAAUACAUCGGUCAAAAUUAUGUACGAAAAAAUGAAAAACCUACAUCUACAUCUACAAUAGAUGAAGUACAAGAAUUUAAUACAGAACCGCAUAAAAAAGGAAACCUUGGUUUGAGUGGUACUAAUCUCUUAACACAGACCUUCAUAGAUCAACCACCCUAUCCAUUAGGUUUCUAUAUUAUGAGAGUUUCUAUAAAUACAACCUUAUCGCCCACGACAAGACUGAUUCAUAUCGGAGUUUGUUUACCAUUUUCUUGUACUUCGGCUGACGUAGCCGUUCUAGCAAAACUUGCAGCCAGCGAUAUCGCUGGUAAAAAUUCAGUCAUUGAAAAAAUCAGAGAUCAGCAUAAUUUAUACGACAUGUAUUCUGAUCCUGUCUAUUGGAUUCUCUUUGGAGUCACAACUGUAGUGUUGGUUCUUAUGAUAGCUGGUUCUGGAUAUGAUUUAUAUUUAACUCGAAUGGUUGCUCGUAAAAAGAAUAUGAUUUACGAUUUGGAGAAACAUGGAAAGCUUGAUCAACUUAGUAAUGGAAAUCCAAAGACAUUAAAUGAAUUUCUAGGUAUGGUCUACCUUCCUGUUCUAGCAGAUACAGUUCCCAAUGGGUCCACAGCAGUCAAUAACAAUAAUGAUCAUGAGGGUACUUUGCAAUCACCCAAUGAAGGAAUAUAUAAACUUAGUGUUCUUGAAGAGUUACUAUUAUCGUUUUCUGUUCCUUCCAAUUUAAAAGUUAUCUGCGAUUCUAACGUUGGAGGAGAUACGAUCAGUACCAUUCACGGGCUCAGAGCAAUAUCAAUGGCUUGGGUCAUACUUGGACACACUUGUAUAGUGGUUUUUAAAUACUCUGAUAACAUGGAAUAUCGAAAAGUUGUGGAAAGAAAAUUUCUUUUUCAAACAAUUACGAAUGGAGCUUUCAGUGUGGAUACCUUUUUCUUCAUGGGUGGUUUACUCGUUAGUUUUCUAUACUUCAGAACCAAUGCUAAAGGAGAUUUGAAUAAACUCACUCAGGGCACAAAAGGUUUUGUUGCUGGAUCAUUGAAAUUCAUUGGGUUACUUGUCUAUAGAUUUUGUAGGCUUACAGCGCCGUAUAUGUUUAUUCUGGGUGUAGUUGAGAUUUCUAUGAAAUGGUUUUAUUUCAAUUCUGUCUUUGAACCUCCCACAGCUGAUCAUUAUAAUUGCCCUAAUUACUGGUGGAGAAAUUUACUUUACAUCAACACUCUGUUUCCUGUAGACCAAAUGUGUAUGCCUUGGAGUUGGUAUGUUGCAGAUGAUACACAGUUCUAUAUUGUUGGUGGAGUAAUAUUAGUAUUAGCUACAAAUCACUUUAAGAUUGCAGCAUCUGCUGUUAUAACUUUAUUAGUGAGCUCUUGGUUAACAACAGGGUACAUUGCUCUUGCUAACAAUCAUAUGCCAAGUUCGGAUGACCCACUGGCUCUCUUUGAUAAAAUUUAUGAUAAACCAUGGACUAGAUUAGGACCAUAUUUAAUUGGAAUGUCAGUAGGAUAUUUUCUUUUCAAGACUGAUUGUAAAGUGAAAAUGUCAAAGGCCAUAGUGGUUAUAGGGUGGUUACUUUCUUCUGCAUGUCUUUUAAGUUUACUAUAUGGCUUAUAUGAAGCUGAACUUGCUCCUGUGACUGCUGCUGCUUAUUCCUCAUUGAGCCACAGUGCUUGGGCACUUGGUUUAGCAUGGAUUAUUAUUGCAUGUAGUACAGGAUAUGGAGGAUAUAUAAACAAAAUUUUAUCAGCACCUGUUCUAUAUCCAUUCAGUAGAGUGACUUAUUGUGCUUAUCUAAUUCAUCCAAUAAUUAUUAGACUGACUGCUAUGAAUUUAGAUUCACCUUUCCAUUUGGGUAAAGAUACAGUGAUGAUAACUUUCUUAGGACAAUUGAUUUUGUCCUAUGUCCUAUCAUUCAUUGUAUCAGUUAGUUUUGAAGCUCCUGUGGUAAGCAUGUUAAAAAUUCUUGCACCAAAAAAAAGAAAACGCAUACAAUAAGACUAAAAC
Messenger RNA from Vespula vulgaris, 2691 nucleotides. Its product is annotated as O-acyltransferase like protein. Gene Ontology annotation, molecular function: acyltransferase activity, transferring groups other than amino-acyl groups. The coding region runs from base 319 to 2682 and encodes 787 amino acids. NCBI's taxonomy places the organism in Eukaryota, Metazoa, Arthropoda, Insecta, Hymenoptera, Vespidae. The record is from RefSeq and is a predicted model, not a curated record. The transcript is spliced from 10 exons.